UACAGCCAUUUUCUCUCAGCUGUUCAUUCACUUUAUGGACGCGCUGUUAUAAACGUGUUACACUGUAACGAGCUGUGCUCGGUGAUGUAGCAAUGGCGAAGGCGAACUCGGUAAACUGGUCACAAGUGCUAAGUAGUUGACUGUAAUUCCCUCAUGGACGGACACAAACAAGGAGUCAUGAACUACGCUCGGUAUCUGACGGCUGUCAGUGCAGCCAGGAAGCCGUCGCCCAUCAGGAUGUUGACGGAGCUGCAGCAGCGAUCGCCACCCUCUCUCAUCUCAUUGGCUGGAGGAGCCCCCAACCCAAACACCUUCCCCUUCCAGUCAGCGUCCAUCCUGACGAAGAGCGGACAAAGGAUCGAGUUCGACGAGGCGGUCAUGAAGAGAGCGCUGCAGUAUUCUGCAUCGAGCGGCAUCCCAGAGCUGCUGACGUGGAUGAAGAACCUGCAGAAGAGUCUCCACAGUCCUCCCACAGCCGCCUACCAACCUGAGGAGGGAGGGAUGGACAUGUGUGUAACCACAGGGAGCCAGGAGGGUCUGUGUAAGGUGUUCGAGAUGCUGGUCGGCCCUGGAGACAAUGUCCUUCUGGACACGCCCACAUACGCUGGAACUCUGGCGGCGCUGCAGCCGCUGGGCUGUAACUUGAUCAACAUUCCCAGUGAUCAGUAUGGAAUCAUCCCCGCGGCUCUGAAAGAGAUUCUGUCCCGGUGGGACCCGGCCGAGGUCCACAAGCCGGGCAGCACCGCUCCCAGAGUCCUCUACACCAUUCCUAACGGGGGAAACCCCACGGGAGCCUCCAUGACGACUGAGAGGAAGAGGGAAGUGUACCAGCUGGCCCGGGAGUACGACAUGCUCAUCAUCGAGGACGACCCCUAUUAUUUUCUGCAGUUCCACAAGCCCUGGGCCCCCACCUUUCUGUCCAUGGACGUUGAUGGAAGAAUCAUCAGGACUGACUCCUUCUCUAAGAUCUUGUCCUCAGGGUUGAGGAUUGGUUUCGUGACAGGUCCCAAACCACUUGUGGACCGGGUUGUUCUGCACAUUCAGGCCUCCACCAUGCACACCAGCACCUUCACACAGCUCAUGGUGUCACAGCUGCUGCACAGUUGGGGUCAGGAUGGAUUCCUGCAGCACGUCGAUGGAGUGGUGGAGUUCUACAGGACGCAGCGUGAUGCCAUGAUCAGCUCUGCGGAGAAGUGGCUCAAAGAUCUGGCGGAGUGGCACGCCCCGUCAGCCGGCAUGUUCCUGUGGAUGAGACUGAAGGGAGUCGCCGACACCCAGCAGCUGAUUAUGGAGAAGGCCCUGGAGAAGGAGGUGCUUCUUGUUCCCGGUGGUGCGUUCAUGAUCAACAGUAGUGAGCGGUGUCCCUACGUCAGAGCCGCCUUCUCUCAGGCCACGCCAGAGCAGAUCGAUGAGGCUUUCAGGAGGCUCUCCAGCCUCAUCAGAGAGGCUUCCUGAGUGGAUAUUUGACUGGGACAAUGUUUACAUUCGCACUACCCUGCCCGCUGCUUUUACCGCCCAUAUAAGCUCGAUGAUUGAUGUUACUGUUAGCUGUUUUUAUGGCAUGUUUUGAAUUGGGAUAGAUUAAUAAGAUUCAUUGCUUUAUCAUUAGGUUCACGAGUGUAGCAUUAUUUAUUUAAAAUCAUGUCCACUCCUGUAAAUAACUUGAAAUAACAGAAUUGCUGCCUAAAGAACACAAUAAAAAAGUGUU
This is a messenger RNA of Synchiropus splendidus (mandarinfish), 1708 nucleotides long. RefSeq names its product aminoadipate aminotransferase (gene aadat). Gene Ontology annotation, molecular function: pyridoxal phosphate binding; L-kynurenine:2-oxoglutarate transaminase activity. Gene Ontology annotation, biological process: biosynthetic process. The transcript has 14 exons. The record is from RefSeq and is a predicted model, not a curated record. NCBI's taxonomy places the organism in Eukaryota, Metazoa, Chordata, Actinopteri, Syngnathiformes, Callionymidae. Bases 154 to 1455 code for a protein of 433 amino acids.